AUGACUGAUAUUCAAUCGGCAACCGGGGCUCAACAGCUUCUCGCCCUUCGAGUAAUGCGUCUUGCUCGACCGAAAUUCGCACAAGUCAAGGGAUUUAAUUCAGAUCCUGUGGAUCCAACAGGAUUCAGUCAGAUGUUAAAUUCAAAAAUUUGCGAAUCUUCCGGGGAAACUCGACAUGAUUUACCAAUUGGAGAAUAUUUGAUAGCUCCACAAAUGUUCGAGUGAGUAUACAAUAUUUAUCGGUUUUUUGGUUAUUGAUUGUUUUCGGAACAGAAUUGAGAAUUUAUCAGCUUUACAGUUUUAAAAUUAUGAAAUGAUUUCAAGAAAAAUGUUUUUUUGCGUGACACAUGACUGCUUUGGAAAUAAAUUUAAGUAGUAUUUCAUUUCUCGAAAAAAAGGAUCAAAUAAUGUCUGAAUGCUGAAAAUUUUAUUUGAAGUCUGUACGCCAAAAUCAAAAAGUUUUCUUUUUUGAGAAUUAUCAUAGGUGGGUUCGAAAAUCCACAAAGUUCGAGAGAAAGUGAAAGAUUAAAAUAGAGAAAAUUAACACGAAAAGUUUUAGUAAAUACUAGAAAUUCAGAAAAAUUCUUAUGAUUGAUAAAAAACUUUAGUAAUUUGUUGAUCAAAGUAAAUUUAACUUUUUCAGAAACAUAUAUCUCGGAGAAACCUUCACAUUUUAUGUCAACGUUGUGAACGAUAGCAAAAUUGGAGUGGUCAAUGUAAAUCUCAAAGUAUGUUUCUCAAAUAUUUUUUUUCAUUUAUAAAUAUAUUUUUCAAAACUUUUACAGUGUGAACUACAAACAUCAACUCAACGAGUUCCAUUAACUUGUUCUGUUCAAGAUGCUAAAAUUGAUGCUGGAAGUUGUGAAGGACAAGUAAUCAGUCAUGAAAUAAAGGAAAUCGGGCAACAUAUGUGAGUUUGAUUUGAUUUCAAAAUUUAGCUUCAGAAAAUCUGAAGAAUAGUUUUAUUUCAUUCUUAUGUUAGUAUUAAACUAUUAAAAUUUAAAUAGGGCGUUUUUAUUCCGAAACCAAUAAAAUCUGUAUUGAAAUUCAGUUUCCCUGUUUCCAUGAAUUAUAUUUUCCCAAUUCGUAUCUCCAAAUUUUAGCCAAACACAUUCAAUGCCCUCGCUCUAUGUAUUUUUAGUCAUCUCUUUUUAUUUAUCCUCUUCUAGGCUUUGUUGUCAUGGUUUUCUAAUUUCAGUUUGAUAUGCGCUGUCAAUUACACAACUCAAAACGGAGAAAACAUGUAUUUUCGAAAGUUUUUUCAAGUUUCCUGUCACCAAACCGAUUGAUGUUAAAACAAAGUUUUAUAGUGCAGAGGUCAGUCUUUUUAUUUUAAUUGAAUUUAACUAAUAAUUUAUUUUUUGCAUGAUGUGUUUUGCGUGUUUGAUCUGAUGGAAAUUUGUUUGUAGGAUAAUGCAGUGAGUGAAUUUUAUUGUUUUUGAGAAAAAACUAAUUUUUGUUGAAUUUAGAAUCAAGAUGUAUAUCUGGAAGCGCAAAUCGAGAAUACAUCGAAUGCAGAUAUGUUUAUGGAAAAAGUCGAAUUGGAACCAAGUCAACAUUAUAAAGUGUCAAAUAUUAUGAACAAGUUAGUUUCAAAUCAUUUUACUUACAUUGUUAGGCUUUAAUAUUUUUCGAAUUUAUUUCAGAGAUGAAUUUGACAAUUGUGGAAGCUUGCUGAAACCGAAAGAUGUUCGACAAUUUCUGUUUUGUCUCAGUCCAAUUGAUGUGCAUAAUACACUAGGGUUGGUAUUUUCAAAUUUUCAAUCAUAAAUCAAAUCAAUUAAAAUUUUAGACACAAAGAUCUAACAAGUAUUGGAAAAUUGGAUAUGUCAUGGAGAACUAGUAUGGGAGAACGAGGAAGAUUACAAACAAGUGCGCUGCAAAGAAUUGUAUGUUGGUUUUUUGCUGUUUUGUUGCAAAAAUGGUGCUUCUUGAGAAAAAAGUUAAAAUCAAAUGAUUUCAGGCUCCUGGAUAUGGUGAUAUUCGAUUAUCUGUUGAGAAAACACCAUCUUGUGUUUCAGCCAAAACUCCUUUCCAACUGAAUUGUCGACUUUAUAAUUGCUCGUGAGUUUUUAUUAUUAUUUUGAAGAAAAGUGCAAAAAAAAGCCGUUUUUCAGAGAACGCGCCCUUGAUCUGAAACUAAAUCUGGAACAACCGCAAAACAAUCAAUUGAUAUUUUGUUCGCCGUCUGGAGUUAGUUUAGGACAACUUCCACCAUCUCAACAUGUCGAUUUUAAUCUGAAUAUUUUCCCGGUUUCUGUUGGAAUACAAAGUAUAUCAGGAAUUCGAAUCACUGAUACAUUAUCAAUGAGAAAUUAUGAUCAUGAUGAUAUUGCACAGGUUUUUGUUUCCUGA
Molecule: messenger RNA, 2355 nt
Organism: Caenorhabditis angaria
Lineage: Eukaryota; Metazoa; Nematoda; Chromadorea; Rhabditida; Rhabditidae
Source: the annotation of a GenBank genome assembly